Tribolium madens (black flour beetle) is the source of this 1009-nucleotide messenger RNA. RefSeq names its product charged multivesicular body protein 4b (gene shrb). The record is from RefSeq and is a predicted model, not a curated record. Gene Ontology annotation, cellular component: ESCRT III complex; multivesicular body; cytoplasmic side of plasma membrane. Gene Ontology annotation, biological process: vesicle budding from membrane; late endosome to vacuole transport via multivesicular body sorting pathway. The transcript has 4 exons. Bases 149 to 793 code for a protein of 214 amino acids. NCBI's taxonomy places the organism in Eukaryota, Metazoa, Arthropoda, Insecta, Coleoptera, Tenebrionidae.
GAUGAGUCAUCUGGCAGAUGGCGACGAACAAAACCUGUCAAAAGUGUCAAAACCGAAUCUUUUGAGUUUUCUAAAUAAACUAAAAUCGUUUUAGUUUUAAGUGUAUUGGACUUUUCGUGAUCAAAUCGUGUAGUUCCCCGGCGCCAAGAUGAGUUUCUUCGGGAAAAUGUUCGGCAAGAAGGAGGAGAAGGCCCCCUCGACAGGAGAGGCCAUCCAGAAGCUGCGCGAGACCGAAGACAUGCUCAUCAAAAAACAGGAAUACUUGGAAUCGAAGAUCGAACAGGAGAUUCUCACGGCGAAGAAAAACGCAUCGAAAAACAAACGAGCGGCCAUACAGGCCCUCAAAAGGAAGAAACGCUACGAGAAGCAGCUCCAGCAGAUCGAUGGCACCCUCAGCACGAUCGAGAUGCAGCGAGAGGCCCUCGAGGGGGCCAACACGAACACAGCCGUACUCAAAACGAUGAAAAAUGCCGCUGAUGCUCUCAAAAACGCCCAUCUCAACAUGGAUGUUGAUGAAGUUCACAACAUGAUGGACGAUAUUGCCGAUCAGCAAGACUUAGCAACUGAAAUUUCGAAUGCAAUUAGUAAUCCAGUCGGUUUCGGUGAAGAUAUGGACGAAGAUGAACUUGAAAAAGAACUCGAGGCUUUGGAGGAAGAAGCCUUGGAGGAGAAAUUGGUGGAGGUGCCUACGCCCCUACCGGCUGUGCCCACUGGCGAGAUUUCCAAACCAAAACCAGCAAAAAAAGUCGAGGAAGAUGAUGAUAUGAAAGAAUUGGAAAGUUGGGCCUCGUAAGUGGCGGAAUGGACUAACAGUUGAGUGUCACACAAUACAGCUUCAGCAACAUAGGCACGAAUGUUAGGCAAAGCAUUGUUUCAAAAAUAAAUCGCUUUUUUUAAUAUUGUACAUAAACAGGAAUAUUAUUGUGUAAGUCAAACAUGAUGUAAUCUAAUAUUGUUGGAUUAUUAAUUUUACUAUUCUGUUUGGUAGGAAAUAAAUAUAUUUACAUAA